UGUGUCUGCCGCUGUGUGCCCGUCGGUGCGUGCCCCCGGUGUGUGCCCGCGGUGCGGGUGCGGAGCCCCGCUCCGUCGGAGGAGUUCGCCGGCCGCGCUCCGCUGAGCGCUCCCGAGCGGCGGAGCUGCCUGGUCCGGCGUGCCCGGUUCCCGAUGUAGCUCAGGAGCCGAGGGGCUUCAGCGGCAGUUUGUACUACAGGCCCGCUUUUUUUUUCUCCUUUUUUUUUCUUCUUUCCCCUUGCCUGGGGAGGUUUUGGUAUUAGGAAUGUCCUUGGAGUAGAGAUGGGAGAUAAAGUGUAAAGUAACUUUCAGAAUUGGUUUCUGAAUUACGAUGCCUUUUGAUUGCAAGACUGCUGAAAUGCUUUGAGGGCUGUGUCUCCUUUCCUAACCAUGAACAGUUCAAAAUCACCGGGGCUGGCUGGAUUUGGAGUCUUGAAAAACACGACGUGCCACACGGAGAAAAAGAUUUCAGUUUUCUUCUCAAUAAUCUUCAUGACAGUGGGAAUUUUGUCCAACAGUCUUGCAAUAGUAAUUCUCAUGAAGGCAUACCAGAGAUUCAGACAGAAAUCAAAAGCCUCCUUUUUGCUUCUUGCCAGUGGUUUGGUUGUCACAGAUCUCUUCGGCCACCUGAUCAAUGGAGCCAUUGCGGUCUUUGUGUAUGCCUCAGAUAAAGACUGGAUUCGGUUUAACCAGUCCAACAUUCUGUGCAGUGUUUUUGGCAUCUGCAUGGUUUUCUUUGGUUUGUGCCCACUCUUCCUGGGCAGUGUGAUGGCUGUUGAACGGUGCAUUGGAGUCACCAAGCCAAUAUUUCACUCUACAAAAAUGACUUCUAGACAUGUGAAAAUGAUGUUGACUAUGGUAUGUCUGUUUGCUGUUCUUAUAGCUUUGCUGCCUAUUCUUAGGUUUAGAGCCUACCAAAUUCAAGCAUCGAGGACCUGGUGCUUCUAUAAAACAGAACAUGUUGAGGACUGGGAAGACAGAUUUUAUCUCUUACUUUUUUCUUGCCUUGGGUUCCUGGCCCUUGCUAUUUCAUUCCUGUGCAAUGCUGUCACAGGAAUUACCCUCUUAAGAGUCAAAUUUAAAAGUCAACAAAGACAAGGCAGAUCGCAUCAUUUUGAAAUGAUCAUUCAGCUCUUGGCUAUAAUGUGUGUUUCUUGCAUUUGCUGGAGCCCAUUCCUGGUGGCCAUGGCCAGGAUUGGGCUUAGGGAAGGCCACUCAGAGGACACGUGUGAGACGCUCCUGUUCGCCCUGCGCAUGGCCACGUGGAACCAGAUCCUGGACCCCUGGGUGUACAUCCUGCUCCGCAAGGCUGUCCUCAGGAACCUCUACAAGAUCACCAGCGGCUGCUGCGGCGUGCACGUCAUGAACUUACACAUGUGGGAGCUCAGCUCCAUCAAGAAUUCUCUGAAGGUUGCAGCGAUAUCAGAGUCACCAGGAAGUUCCAAACAGAUAAACCUCCAGCCUCUCAGCUCCAUGGGACAGUAAAGUUUAACUGAAAGUUAAACUAAAGUUUAACUAUGAAGAGAUGAUGGAGGCAACGCUCCUACAUGGGCAGUACCCUAAAAUGAGUUCCAAGGCUCAGUGGUUUGGCAUUUGUUUUAAAUUGUGAGUGGUUUGCUAUUGUUGCUUACCAGUUUGAUAUUGCUACUCCAAAAGAUGCCCUUGAAUGUUUUAAUUCACUUCAGUACGUGGAAGGGAAAAAUAUAGAUGAUUUGGAAGGGAUGUAUUCUAAAGUGCAGAGGGCUCCUUGUAACACUCCCCACCAAACCUUUCACCUUAACAGGCUUUUUAAAAGUGCAGAAGUGAUCUCUGCUUUUUAAAAGGGUGGUUUUUAAAAGGGGUAGAUUUUUUUCUACCAGAGAUACCCUCAAAUCCUUUGCAGAGUCACUGUUUUCUAGAGUAAAGUCAAGCAUUCUUUCCAUAAGGGUAUUCUGUGCUUCUAGGCAUUGAAUUUACCGAUUGUAUGUAUAAAAGACAUGUUGCUUGUGCCCAGUUUAUUAAAUGAUCCACUGUGCUUGGUUCAUUGACUUGAUCUCGUAAUUAUUUAGUGUUCCAUGAAUUUUUGGGAGAGCUGCGAACUCUGCGUCAGUGUUAGUGUUCCUUUGAAAUCAUUGACAAAACCUGAGGUUCCCUUUGGGAACAGAGAAGCAGAUGAUCUCAGCUUCCUUAUAGUUAUGUUUUGAGGUGUAUUGGUGAGCUUUUAGUCCUUUCAGCAAUUCUGUUGAAACUUACAGGCAUAAAGCAGUGGUUGAUCUGUGAAAACAGUAAUUUUCCCCCUUCCCUCCUGAACUGAAGGAUGAUUCUGGCAGCGUUCCCCAGGUGCAUGUACUGAAAUACCCAUGUGGUACAUCUGCUUCAUUUGUCAAAGGUCACACUUGUGUCGUGAACAUGUGUGUGACCAAAUGAGCACCUCUGCAGGGAACUGCUUUGGGAGCAGGGUUUAGUUUGUGAGAGCAAACUGAAUGCUCAGUUUUUGCAGGGUCUGUGUCUGAAGAGCUGAGAGCAUUCAAUAAGUUGAAGGUACCAGAAAAUUUUCAGGACAGCUUCACACAGAAGGCCCUUCACCUUUAAUGCUGCUAAAAGAAGCUUUGGUUUUUGUGACUGUAUGCUGUUCAGAAGCCAAUAGGUCUGGCUUAUUUUUACCUACUUAACUUCAAAUAACUACGUUAGUGAAGUGUUGGUAUAUUUGAACAAAGUAGUUAAAAACAGAUCCACUAAGAAGACAGUCUGAGGGACCAAAACUAUUCACAAAGUACAAAUUCAUAUUGUAUGUGAGAAUAGUUUGUAAGCCAGAAAAUAAAAACCCAAUAGGUUUAAAUAUUUCUUUUUUUAAAAUUUUUUAAAGCUAUUUCCUUUUUGUUUUAAAAAGGUUGAAAAAUAAGUGGGUUAAGUAACCCUGUACUAAAGUGGCUUUAUUUACCCUGAAGAAUUUCUGUAUGUGAUUUUUUUUUUUUCUCAGUCAUAGGGCUGAUAAAUGGUGGACAGAUUUGAUGCUGGUAUAAGUUCUGCACUAUUGCUUCAUGUGAGUUCUGCUGAAAUCUGGAAGCAUUCAGUCAGUGCUUAGUGUGGCUUUUUCAUUUCAUAGAAUGUGAUGUCAGUGUAUCUGUUGACAUAAAUUAUUUGUUCCCUAUGGAAGUGUGUUGUUUUAGCAGCUGCAAAAUAAUGUUGGUCCAUAAAUUGUUGAGAUAUUUGAUUGGUGAAUGAAGCUUGAAAAUGUUCCAUUUUGUUGUGUGAAUAAAUAAAUGUAGCUUGUGUUGUUCACUCUGGUUGGCUUGUAAAACAACAGAGCAAAGUUUAUAUGUAUAUGUGAUUUCUUAUAUUUUGUGUACUGAUACCCAUUGAAUGUAAAUUGCAAAGCCUCAUUAAAGUUACCAAACU
This is a messenger RNA of Camarhynchus parvulus, 3378 nucleotides long. It is a transcript of the gene PTGFR, whose product is annotated as prostaglandin F receptor. Gene Ontology annotation, cellular component: plasma membrane. Gene Ontology annotation, biological process: adenylate cyclase-activating G protein-coupled receptor signaling pathway; inflammatory response; positive regulation of cytosolic calcium ion concentration. The transcript has 3 exons. NCBI's taxonomy places the organism in Eukaryota, Metazoa, Chordata, Aves, Passeriformes, Thraupidae. The record is from RefSeq and is a predicted model, not a curated record. The coding region runs from base 391 to 1485 and encodes 364 amino acids. Gene Ontology annotation, molecular function: prostaglandin F receptor activity.